AUGUUUAUCACAGAAAUCACGGAAGCCCCUUUUCGUGUCAAAAGUCAAGCUUUCGUGCCUGACAAGCGAUGUUCUGGUUGGUACACGACUACCAUUGUUGGAUUCACAGGAUUCAAUGAUUCUCUGAGUUUGGAGACUAACCGAAGCACUCAUAAGCUCCUGACAAGAAAUAUUCAUGACUUUUUGAACAUUUACUACCGCUAUAGGGUUUAUAUCAGCGAUCGAGGGGUUUUGAUUUUCUCAGUUCGAAUGGAAGAUGUCAAUAACAUCAUUGACGACUUGUACUGUUUCAAACUUCAAGCUCCAAAGGCAAAAGAUUUUGAGUGCCUUAAUAUUGCAAUUGAGAACGCACCGUACUACAGAGAAUUGAUGGACGAAUUUGGAGAUAUGAUUCACAAUUAUGAUCUUAAGAAGAACCUCAAUUCCUUUCAUACGACGCAGAGACAGAAGUCGAAAAUAAAUUUUGUGGCAGCGAUGGUCAACUCCAUACUCAAGCGGGUUAUUUUGGACUAUCACAAAAGGGAAGAUCGUGAUGUCUUCAUCAAAAAAGUGGUUCAAGAGUUGAUGGAAAACAUUUGCCCCUGUACCGCUGAUUGUACCUGGAAGUGCUACCAGAACGUUUGGACGUUUGCUGACAUGCUCGAGGCGCUUGGAGCUAGAACCGAACGGCAGCGUCGAGAAGCAUUUGGGCCACUAUACAUCAUGAAUCGGAAAGUUCUGGAAAACCGUCUUCGCCGAGGCCGAGCUGCUUACUUGAAAGCUGUGGCAGAGAAUAUCGGGGACUAUGAGUUUCAAAUUGAAUGGAGACAGCUCGUCGUCAAUGAGAAGACAGACAAUAUGCCGAUUCCAGAUUGGGAUGUGCAGAUGGGCAGAGGACUUUGGCUUUCUCAAUCUACAACUUAUGCUAAUUGGCCAAUCGAAGUCGUAAAAGUUGGAAAAUGUGGAUUCAAAUCAGAUAAACCAGAGCAAACAGAAGAGGAGAUUCGAGAAGAAAUCCGGAGAACCGAUGAGGAGAAUGCUGCUACUGCCAAGAACGACUCUGAUAUGACUGCUGAAAGUGUUAUAGAUCGCCAGGAAGAACAAUCAAGCUCUUUUUCGUCCAAUCUGAAUUCCUCUGAUUGCCAGGAAGGGUCGUCCAGCUCUUUUUCGUCAAAUGUGAAUCCCAGUCCGUCAUCCAGUGGUAAUAUGCAACGAAGGAAAACUAAUUUUAAAAUGAAUUUCCGGAAGCCCUGA
Molecule: messenger RNA, 1233 nt
Organism: Caenorhabditis briggsae
Lineage: Eukaryota; Metazoa; Nematoda; Chromadorea; Rhabditida; Rhabditidae
Exons: 5
Coding region: 1-1233 (410 amino acids)
Source: RefSeq, a predicted model, not a curated record